Molecule: messenger RNA, 726 nt
Organism: Mycena indigotica
Lineage: Eukaryota; Fungi; Basidiomycota; Agaricomycetes; Agaricales; Mycenaceae
Product: Carboxymuconolactone decarboxylase
Exons: 7
Coding region: 1-726 (241 amino acids)
Biological process (GO): protein ubiquitination; negative regulation of gene expression via chromosomal CpG island methylation
Molecular function (GO): ubiquitin protein ligase activity
Source: RefSeq, a predicted model, not a curated record
AUGCCGUGCGUUCUCGUGCCCCCCAAUUUUCUUCCACUCACUGAUUUCUCCCGCGCAUACAGCAACAUCAAAGAUAUUCCCGUCGGCGCGAUCUUCCCCAACCGCGCCGCCCUUGCCAAAUCAGGGCUGCACGCGCCGCUGCGCGCGGGGCAUCUGGGCCGACACCACCUUCGGCGCGCGCUCCGUCGUCGUGAACGGCGGAUACGAGGACGACCAGGAUAUGGUGUCUAUACUGGGCAAGGCAAAGGCCAGAGCAUGCUUGCAAAGGCCAUGCAGGGGAAUGCCCCCCAGCAGGGAGACCAGGACUGGAAGAACCCUGGAAAUCUGUCCCUCAAGAGGAGUGCUGAGCAGGGCAAGCCACUCCGGGUCAUCCGUGGGGACAAAUGCAAGUCCAAGUAUGCGCCAACGUCAGGAUUUCGCUAUGACGGACUCUACAAAGUAAGCAACCCAAGGCGUAUACGGGGCAAGGAGGGACACAUGGUCUGUGUGGUUGACCUGGUGCGGCUUCUAACCCAGCCUCCUAUUCCAGCAGGUCCUGAGCCUGUGCCUAUCUUGGACCCCACUGAAGGUGGCUCAAAAAUCUUGAAGGCAGACAACCCAGUUCUCAGAGGUGAUGACAACAAAAGAAAGCUGAGCUUUCUGGAUAAAGAUUCUGUAUCUACUGCCAAAAGGCCCAAGAUUGAAGCUGAGCCCUCAGUACCAACCUUUGAAGGGAGGAACAAGUAG